Messenger RNA from Sinocyclocheilus anshuiensis, 2235 nucleotides. Its product is annotated as GSK3-beta interaction protein-like. The transcript is spliced from 5 exons. The coding region runs from base 196 to 654 and encodes 152 amino acids. Lineage: Eukaryota; Metazoa; Chordata; Actinopteri; Cypriniformes; Cyprinidae. Gene Ontology annotation, cellular component: cytoplasm. Gene Ontology annotation, biological process: regulation of canonical Wnt signaling pathway. Gene Ontology annotation, molecular function: kinase regulator activity; protein kinase A binding. The record is from RefSeq and is a predicted model, not a curated record.
GCGCAGCUGCGACACAGUCCUUCCACGCAGCUACAGGAGAGUGUUAUUUUCACUACAGACUGGAAGCAUUUUUUUUUUUUAUAAGAACAGUAAAAUCGCUUUAUUUAUGAUACUGUAACGUUUGUCGAGGCGGAUACGCAGAAGCUGCACUGCGCAACAACGGCGCAUAAUUGACACACUUGAGUCCUAGCCGGCAUGAGCCGGAAGUGUUCUGGCGAACUACCCCCGGAGGAGGGGAUGGAGGUGGACUGUCAGCCGGAGGACCUGUCGAGGUGCUUGUAUGAGGAGCGCUGUGUGGAGCUGGGGGAGGUGAAGGACAUGAGGCUGGAGGCUGAGGCGGUGGUCAAUGAUGUGCUCUUCGCGGUCACAGACAUGCAGGUCUCUCACAGUCUCCUAAAUCUACAAAUCACCCUUAAUGUAGUAGUUUUUGAUUAUCCACAUGGAAAACCUAAAAAAAACCGAUACUGCUUAGAGCUCACCGAGGCAGGGUUAAGGGUGGUGGGACACGGCUUCGAUCAGGUGGAUGAGGAGUUGAGCUCCCAGUAUCAUGAGACUGUUUACUCACUGCUGGAUUCUCUCAGCCCCGGAUACAGAGAAGCGUUUGGAAAUGCUCUGCUACAGAGACUGGAGAGGCUCAAACAAAACGGACAGUGAGGGCUUCAGUAUCAUUCAGAAUAUCUCCGCUCGCUAACAGUUCAUCCAAGUCCUGUGCCGCUCUCAGCUUAAAGCAUCAGUGGUACCUUUUUCAGUUUUUAGCCUGUGAUAUGUUUUAACAGAUCUUGGUGUUGAUUUGACAAACUGACUUGCCUGUGAUAUUUUAAAGUAUUUUACCAUUAUUUGGAGAGGUAUCAUUGCUAUGACAGACACAAUGGGUCCAGAUGAAUACUCCAUUUUUUUAUUUACCAUUUUGCAAAUGAAAUAACCCUCAGAAAUAGCAGAGGAUUAUGGGAAAAUGUUUGAACUAAAGUCUUUUGUGUUAACACGCUAGUGCUCUGGUUUUGGAUGAACUGGGUCCUGCAAAAUAGAUCUCCAUACUGUACUUGCAUCAACUGUACAGCAUGGCUCUUUAAAGUACUAACAUUAAAAACAUAUCAGAUGCCUUACUACUUUCAUUCAAAUUUCUAACAGUUCAGUUUUCUUUUGUUCCAAUUUCAGUUAAACCUGUCCACAAGAUAGUAAUUUAGAAAUCCUGAUACAUUCAGUAUCUUCUCUUCCUUUUGUUUGCUACAGAUCUUAUCAGAUCCUCUUUUUGAAUGUGAAAAUACAUCUGUUGCUUCAUCUGUCAAAAUCAGCAGACAGGAUUGAAAAGCCAAAACAUGGUGGUGAUAUCCACUUCCAGCCCCAAAGUAUUUUUUAUUUUUUUUUAAGAAAAUGGAAACAUUUGUCAGUUUCGUAAACCUGACUCAAGGAUCAAAACUGAUGCAUUUUAGCUCUGAAACUUUAUACUUUUACUUACAAAAGAGUUGAGCAGAAUCGUCUCCCCUGCAAUUACAUUACAUAACAGCAGCAUGUUUGUGUGAAUGUCAAUGCUCGACUUAUUGUUGUAAAGAAAAAGACAUUUAUUAUGGUUAAUGAUAGUUCUAUAUCGGCAACAGCAAGCAUAUCAUGUAAUGUGUAUUGCCCAAUAUUGGUGUUUUUAAAAUGUUUUUUUCAGGAAGAAAGAUUUUAUGUUAUGUAGAAUCCUUGAUUGACUGGUCACAACAAAAUGCUUGAUCUUGCACAGAAUUGCACUAAAUGAGAUAAAGCAGCCAUUUUUCUGACUUUGUUUGAAAGGGCUGCGUAAAAAAAUAUGCUACAAGGUUACUUUCCAUUUCAUUUCAGUUUAGAACAGAAGGAAGAGAUUCAUUUAAAUAAAUGCAUACAGGAAGUUGUGGUAUGAUGGGUUUCUACCUCAUGUUGGGUUUUUAUGUUGACCUCUUCAGCAUGCCUGUGAAAUUGAUGUGUGUUUCCAGCUGGUUUGGGAUAAGGCAGGUGAUAAUAGUAUGCUGUUUUGUGAUAAUAGGGUCAGUGAACAGAAUCGGUCCUCUGGUUUUAGCAGAUUCCUGUGAAACACAAUACACUUCAUAUCAGUCCCAAACAAACGUCCUAAUAAUUUACAGAAUGUUUGCUUAGAUAACCAAGAUGGAAAACAAGUAAGAGUGUUUAAAUGACGUACAAUGCACAAAUAACUUCUGUACCUGAGGGAAUGUUGCUUGCUUUUGUUUCCUUGUAAUAAAAAGCACACAUUCAAAUGUU